Candidula unifasciata is the source of this 1800-nucleotide messenger RNA. The record is from the annotation of a GenBank genome assembly. NCBI's taxonomy places the organism in Eukaryota, Metazoa, Mollusca, Gastropoda, Stylommatophora, Geomitridae.
AUGCCAGCGUUUACUCUCAGAAAAAUAUAUGCUUCCUUACCAAGGACUACGCGAGGUCAACCUAUUAUCAUUAAUGGAGAUCCAAAGGGAGAAAACUUGUUGUAUUGCAAUGGGAGUAGUGUCUAUAUUCGCAAUAUCCAGGAUCCUUCCAUAUGUGAUGUUUAUUCAGAGCACUCCAAGGAGACAACAGUUGCUAAGUACUCGCCUUCUAGGUUCUACAUAGCUUCUGCAGACAAAGAAGGAAAAGUGCGAGUUUGGGACACUGUUAACAAAGAACACAUCCUCAAGAUUGAACAUAAUGCACUCGGGGGCCCUAUCAAAGACCUUGACUGGACUAUGGACAGUCAGAAAUUGUGUGUUGUUGGUGAGGGCAGAGAGUUUUUUGGUCGAGUGUUCAGCUUUGAUUCUGGUAACAAGGUUGGUGAAAUCGUAGGCCACAGCAAGUCAAUCAACUCAGUUGCUAUCAGGCAGGGCCGCCCUAUGAAGAUUGUUACUGGAAGUGAAGAUUUCACAACAGUUUUCUAUGAGGGUCCUCCCUUCAAGUUCAAGUGCACCAAAUCAGAUCAUCAGAACUUUGUUAAUUGUGUACGCUACAGUCCAGAUGGGGAGAUAUUUAUUUCUGGAGGUUCUGAUGGCAAAUUGUUUGUGUAUGAUGGCAAUACAUCAGAUCUCAUUGGAGAACUGGGAGCUCCAAAAGCUCAUGCUGGGGGAAUCUAUUCUAUAUCUUUCAGUGCCGAUAGCAAGAAGCUUUUAUCAGUGUCAGGAGACAAGACUGCCAAAAUCUGGAAUCUUGAUAGUAAAUCGGUGGAAACUGAAUUCGUAUUAGGCAAAGAUGUGACUGACAUGCAGGUGGGAUGCCUGUGGCAAGGAAACACGCUUAUCUCCGUCUCUUUAUCUGGUUACAUCAACUACCUUGACCCCUCCAGCCCAAGUCAUCCUAGUAGAGUCAUCAAGGGUCAUAAUAAACCAGUGAUGGCCGUGGCUGUUAAUGAGGAUGGCUCCAGGUUGUACACCGCCAGCAGUGACGGACUCAUUAUCAGCUGGGAUACUGCCACCAGUGAAAGUGAAGACUUUAAGGGCAAGGGCCAUUCAAAUCAGGUUGCAGACUUGGUGCUAGAUAAAGAUUACCUGAUUUCUGUGGCUAUGGAUGAUACAGUCCGGUUUACACCAACUGCUUCAUUGGAAUACAGCGGCCAAGCACUCAAGUUGGACUCUCAGCCUAGAGCUGUUGACAGCAAGAAUGGGAUUGCUGUUGUAGCCUGCAUUCAUCAUGUUGUUGUACUGGAGGCUCCUGGCCGUAAACUGUCAGCGCUGCCUGUGAAGUUUGAGAGUCUCAGUAUCAGCAUCAGACCUGGUGGAGCUGAAGUAGCCAUUGGUUCAAAAACUCAGAUUCACAUCUUCAGCCUAAGAAAUGGCACCCUGACAGAAACCAGAAGUGAAAAUGCUCAGGAAGUUAUGGCUAUUGAAUAUUCACCAGAUGGUGCCUGGUUGGCUGUUGGAUCCAAAAGCAAAAUUCUCAUAUACAAUGUGGAUGAGUGGAAGGAAGUGGUGGGUGGUUGGGGAGAACAGCACACAGCCAAGGUUACAUGUUUGAAGUGGUCACCAGAUUCACGCCGGGUGGUUACUGGGAGCAUCGACUCACACAUCAUUGUGUGGGAACAUGGAAAGUUCCAAGGACAGAAACCCAGUGUGAAAGCACAUCCCCUCAGCCAUGUGAACAAGCUGAGCUGGUUGGACAACCACACCGUGGUCACCGUCGGACAAGACUCCAAUGUCAAAAUAUGGAGCCUGUCGGAAUGA